CCACCACCACGCGCGUGCCUGCCAAGUGUCUAAUCCCCAGCAAUCACCCAAACUCGUCUUCAGCUAAUAGAACAUUUCAGCCCAGCCGAGGGAGAUUUUUCUCUAAUUAUUUGCCGAGAGCCCGAGGUCGGUCCUGGCGAUUUGGGAAUUGUUGAGGCGAGUGUCUGACAUUAAGGCCGCGGAGUUGAUGACUUGUGACCUAUACCAGAACAUUCCUGCGUGUGUGACGUUGUCUCCAUGCCGCGCGGCGCAUACAAAGUUUCUAAGGCCGAGCUGAAGGAGUUGAGCACCAUGGCAACCCCUAAACAAAUCAAGUUUGAGAGCGCCAACCAGCUGGGUGCAUGUCCUGGUGUUCUGUGUGGGGAUCCCAAAAAAUCAGCCCAGGGUAUCAUUGUUUUACAGGAAUGGUGGGGUGUGAACCAACAAAUCCAAGACUGUGGUAAAGAGCUCUGUGGUCUGGCCAAUGCCGUGACCUUGGUCCCUGACCUGUACAGAGGUAAAGUGGCGGAGGACAACGAAACCGCUGGUCACUACAUGGGUGGGCUGGACUGGAAGGGGGCAGUGGAGGACAUCAGGGCUGCAGCCAAGUAUUUGAAGGAGCAAGGUUGUAAAAAAGUGGGCGUGACUGGUUUCUGUAUGGGCGGGGCCUUGUCCAUGGCAGCUGCCGCCCUGGUGCAAGAGAUUGACGCCUCCGUCCCUUUCUAUGGCAUCCCCUCCGCGGAGCUGUGUGAUGUCACCAAAAUUAAGAUCCCUCUACAGUGUCACUUUGCUGAGAAAGAUGAUACCAAGGGUUUUGCCUCCCCUGAUGAGUAUCGCCCCCUUGAAGCCAAGCUAAAAGCCGCCAAUUUGAAAGACUUUGAGUUCUACGAGUACCCAGCCGCCCACGCCUUCACCAACACGUCAGGCCCCAACUACAACAAGGACUGCCGCGACCAGGCUUUCUCCAGGAUGAAGCAGUUUUUCCACAAACACCUGGCAUAAACUGAUUGAACAUUUUUUUUUUUAGUUUAUGUAACUUGGUUUCUAUGAAAACAAGAAUCUGUAAGGUAAAGGACACAGGGCCUUUCCCUGCACUGAUGUAAGACUAUUAUCAAGAUGGUGGUUGUUCCUUAAGACAUUCACUAGGCAGAUUUUUUUUCUGUGUUAUCUGCUGAUGAUUUCUUGUCCCAAUAGGUGGGGGCCACCCUAACAGCUGACUAGGUUUUUGUGUACAAAAUGUUUACUGUAUCUUGAUUGGUUUGUUAAUAAAAUAUCACAGAUAGUA
Molecule: messenger RNA, 1264 nt
Organism: Physella acuta
Lineage: Eukaryota; Metazoa; Mollusca; Gastropoda; Physidae
Product: protein usf
Molecular function (GO): hydrolase activity
Source: RefSeq, a predicted model, not a curated record